Saccostrea echinata is the source of this 1666-nucleotide messenger RNA. RefSeq names its product leucine-rich repeat-containing protein 74B-like. The transcript is spliced from 10 exons. Gene Ontology annotation, molecular function: protein binding. NCBI's taxonomy places the organism in Eukaryota, Metazoa, Mollusca, Bivalvia, Ostreida, Ostreidae. Bases 3 to 1484 code for a protein of 493 amino acids. The record is from RefSeq and is a predicted model, not a curated record.
CCAUGGUAUCGGAAAAGCCUCCUAGCCGGGCACUAAGCAGUGCUAAUAGUACCCUACACCGAUCCCGCCAGCGGGCAGACAUCGACCCGGAAACGGAAGAGGAGUUGUUGUUCCUGUCCCGACCCGUCACUCACGAGGACCCCCUCAGGGACGACCCCCUCAAAGAGGACCCUGAAAACUUUAGGUUGGAACUAACCCCUGUUCGAGCUUUGGAGCCUCAUGAGGUCAGACAGGAGAUCUAUAGACGAGAAUGUAGGAAACUGAACGUGAUUCCGCUCAGCAGUUACCUCAGAAACCCCAUCAGGAAUGUGUUGGUGGUACCUCAUAGCGGACUGGGCCCAAGAGGCGCCAUGGCGCUGGCGGCGCCACUAAUGUUGGACCACAAUAUAGUUUAUCUGGACAUCGCAGGAAACAAUAUCGGACCGCUGGGUCUAGAACAUAUGGUGGAAGCAUUUCUAGAGACGUUAUCUAUCACACACUUGAAUCUAUCGGAUAAUGAGCUAGGCAGCGAUGGAGCUAAAACUAUUUGCAACACCAUAAGUAAACAGUCUAUAUUUGAGUGCUUGGAAUUGUCCAAUAACGGAUUCAAAGAUGAAGAUUCGAUUUUAUUUGCUGAUGCCAUUGAGAAGUCUAAGAGUUUACGAGAAGUCAUUCUGUCUCACAAUCACUUUGCAGAGAAGGCUGGAUUUGAAUUCGGAAGAGCUCUAGCAAACAACGACAGACUUGAAGCCUUUGAUAUCAGUUGGAAUCACAUUAAUGGAAGGUCUGCCGAAGCUUUUGCAAAAGGUGUAAAGAAGAAUGUUGGGUUGAAGCGACUUGACAUAAGUUUUAACGGGUUCGGACCAAAUGGUUGUAAGGCAUUGGCUGCAGCGCUGUUGAAGAAUCGGACCUUGCAGGAAUUGGACAUGUCCCACAACAGAAUGGUGGACGAGGAUAUAGCGGUCCUAGCAGGAAGUCUGAUGUCCAACGAUACCCUUAAGAGUCUUGUGGUGGGGGAUAAUCUUUUGACGCAUGAGUCUUCUCUUCACAUUCUGAGAAGUAUAGAAGAUCCCAAAUCAGUCACUGUUCUUGAAAAAGUUGACCUCAAGAAUGUCUGUGUAGAUCAGGAAUUUGUGCAUCUCCUCAACGAAGUAAAGGAAAUCAAAUCCAUAGAAAUAAAACAUGGCAGGAUCAUGCAAGUUGGGAAACCAAGAAGACGAAGAAGGCGAAGAAAACCGAAGCUGAAGCCCGAGGUUCAAACAGAGAAAACCGACCUUUCUACUAAAGAGUCGCCAGCUGAACAUGACAAAGCACAAGAGAAUGCGUCAAACGAAGCAGUGAAUAAACUCAUUACAGACAUUCAUUUGACUGAUAAAGACAGUGUUGGUCACAUAAAGGACGAAAGAAAAAUGGAACAAAUACCUCCCCUUGCACCACCCCCAGGAGGAAUAGUCAGGGAGUCCAUGAUUCUGGGACCGGAAGUGGUCAACAAAAAAGUCAGCUAGAAUUCGAAAUAAACAUUUCGGUCACCUCCUUUUUUAUUUGUUGAUUAUGUAAGGAAUCUUGUUGAUUAAGCAAUAGAUGGAAAGAGAGACUGUACUUUUGAAAGUAAAUAUUCUCGUUCAUUUUUCAAUCAAUAGGUGUAAAAAAAAGUAAGAGUAAUCCUGUACAAAGAGAGAUAUUCCUG